ACGUCCAGGUGGGGCGGUUGCUAUAGCAGCCACUUACAACACAGACCCCGCGAAGAUGGAGUACAGCGCGGCCGUCCGUUUUCACGAUUCUUUAACGCAAUAUAAAGUCUACGAAGAUUAUCUGGACUCCAAAGUCACACCGAUGGAUUUAUUUUACUUAAAAAGCAGGGAGUUGGCUCGUAAGCUGGUGGAGCACGGCCACAAGGGCACGGUCCUGAGCAGGGAGGAAUUCGAGGAGAAGAAAGCAGCUGCACAGGCUGCAGAGGCUGCGAGGAGCAACGCUCUGUACAACAGGAGCCGGCCAAUGACACUGGCAAGUGCAGGAAAAGAACUCAAAGAUAACUUCCUGAAAGCCCUGGCAGAGCGAGAGGAGGCCAACCGCAGUGGGAAAAUGACUUCGGUCAUUUUCAUAAGGGAUCAUAAUACUCUUGGACAGGAAGUAUCCGGCUAUAUAGACUACGCCCACAGACUCAAGACCCAAGAUUUUGAACCAUAUUUCAGCGGAAAGAAGAGGCUCAUGCCAGGACGUUCGGAUUUAUGCUUCUACAACUGGAAGACGCAGGUGUCCACGUCCAACUCCAGCCCCAACUUUGAAGUGAUUUACGACGACCCAAACGGCCUUCUCUUCAAGAACAAGAGGGACAAAAAGAUCCUGAAUGUGGACCCCAUGUCUGGACCCGGUGAGGACUCCAACAGGACAUUCCUGCAGUCGGACCUCUACGUCCAUGUCGUCAUCUACGACCACAACAUCAGGACAGUCUGAGCUUCAGACGCCGCCGCUGCCGCUGCUACCUCCGCUGCUGCUGCUGACACGUUCAUACAUAUGGCACAUAUUGGAGAGCACUGGAAGCCUCUAAUUUGACUGAGUUGCUGUAGUUGCACCAUCAUUUACAAACUGUUCCCCUCAUAUCAUGCAUGCCAUCUGGGUGGAGGUGCUGCAGUAAAAAACAAAAACACUUUAAACUGAAGAUUCCCAGAGGAAGAAGUGGGUGGACUAUAGUGUGACAACUUGGAUGUUUCCUCACAAAUAACCUCAGAUUUGUGACAUUAUAGUUCUAUUACUACUACAAACAAUCUUAUUCUACACUUGGCACCAAUUUCUUUUUUUUUAAUUCCAUGCUGCAGAGUGAAGAGCGAGGCCCAGUUUGGCGCAGUUUGUUUGACAUUCCCUGAGCAGCAGUCUUAGUUAGGGGCAGGAACCUGCUCGGGGACCCCGGGCUCGUUCCAUGGUUUGGCCUGGCAUGUUUUGGGCUGUUUGUCUAAACAAAUUAAAGGCGUAAGAGCUUUGAAAGAUGAUGGGGGUUGCUUUUAUGUCCUCCCCCAGGCUGCGGUAGCUCCAGUUGGACUGGAAGAAUGGGUAAUGGGCUUAAAGCAUUCCGCAUGUUCCCAGAUGCAGGGCACACUUUACAGGACAUCAAAGUGCUCUAUCAUUUACAUAUUAGUCAUUCACUCUGACAUUUUUUAAUGGAAGACAACUCUGCAGCUCUGCUUCUUUAGAAGUGAUUUAGGAAGUACAGAGGACAUUUAGCAGCUGAUUCCCUUUUAAUUAGUGGAUUGAAAUUUUUAGUUUUUGUUAUUGAAGCACAUGGUAGGAAUCUGUUCCAGUAACAUUAUCUGUGUUUAUAAGCAAGCAAAUUACAGGACCUUAGUUAUUUGUUAAUAAAUCAAUUUUCUGUAGACUUUUGAGUCAGUAAUGUACUUGUCCCACUUUUUACAAUGGCUCCCCACAACGCUGUAAAAUGAAGAUGCUCAACAGAGUCCAGUGUCAAUGUUGCAAAAAAUCAGUUUUCUUAUGAUGAUGAACGGAAAACAAAUUCACCUUUCAAUGGAAAAACAAAAGUCUUUAAAAGAAUAGUUUGAAAUUUUUGGGGGGGAAAUAUGUUUAUUUGCUUUCUGAGAGUUAGAAACCUGUACCGGGGGCGCAUUAACAUUAAUGUAGACCCCAGGGCUAUGGAGGUUUGGGACCCGCACUUUUACUGGAAUCCAGUAUAAGUAUGGCGGAGCAUUUCGUACAAUGAUGACAAACCUGUCCCGGUCGGGCCUCCAACCAACCAGAGGCCUCAUGAUACAAAAUAAUUAGGCUCAUGUACCAUGAGGCCUCUGGUUGGUUGGAGGCCCGGUUAGCCUGUGCAUUAAGGCGCCACUGGUUUACAGUGGAUAUGAAAAUUAACUUAGCUUAGCAUAAAGGCAGGAAACGAGAGGAAACAGCUAGUCUCUGCAAAAGGUAAAUCCAACUACCAGCAACUCUGAAGCUCAUUAAUUAACAUUUUAUAUCUCGCUUGUUUAAUGCACUCACACAGCAAACUUUGUGGCAGUUUGUUUCUUCUUUUUUUUUUUUUACCUUUAAACAGCGCUAGGCUAGCUAAGCUAACUGUCUCUUACCUGCAGCUAAACACACUGAACUAUUCCUUUAAACUGACACAGUGGCAGCCAUAUUUAAUAUUCCCUUGUACUCAUGUCCCCUGCUUCCUUUCUGCUGUAUUUCUGAAAGUUACACGUUUUAAAAAUAUUAGUUCUUUCCUUGAAAAACCUCUGACGUCUCUGAUACCGGAGCAGCCUUCCACUGGCUGCAUCUGUUUGUCUGUUUGGACUGAAUCGGACCCCGGUGGCCUCAUUGAAACAAUAUGUGUAGUGUGACACAAGGAUAUGGGUUCUGGUUCUCUAAAAGCAGGGGUUUGAAAGAUGGGGGUCUGGUUUUGGGUUUUCUUAGUUAGUGGUUUCUGUUUUUUUGGUUUUUGGUUUUAAUUUUGUUUUUUUUUGUUGUUUUUUUUAAAGAUGUGAAUUGUGGGGUUGAAGUUCAUUGAAGUCUUAAGGAGUUAAAAAAAAUUAACUUGAGUGACUGGGUUGUCUUGUUUUUGAUGUCUUCGAAUAUAUUUUUUUAAUUGUCUUCUCAUGUUAAAAAGGACUCUGAAAGAACUGGUUUGUCUUUGCUGUUGUUUCAACAAAACAAACUGGACCGACGAGGAUUAGAAACACAUUCAGAUCUGACAGAAGGAUUGUGUUGGGAAUGUCAUCUCUUCCUCGACCUCUUUGUAAAAAGCCCAGAUUUAACCUCAAGGCGAAGUCUGUCGCAACCAAUGAACCGUCCACCUGACUGUCUCACUCUCUGCUUUGUGUUCUGUUGGAAGUUAAGAGUUGAAACCGACCGGGUGGCAAAUGGACAUUUCGCCCUGGUCCACAGCUGUUUAACGGUUUACAGGCCGCAGCUCAUUCAUGUGGCCUGGUGAUAGUGACGGAACGGCAUGCUCCACUGCUCCCCUGAAAAGUGGCAUCGGCCGCUCCAAACACCCACCAAUCAAAACAGCAGAUGUGCACAUGAAAUGUAAAAAUACUGGUGGACUGACAGACAAGCAUGUGCAUCACUCAGGCCACUUUUUAUGUGCCUUACCUCUGUGGAAGACCAAAGCUAAAAAAAAAAAAAAAAAGAAGAAAACAAGUUACUGGAACUGCACCCAGACAGAUCAUGUGUCUGUAAACUAAUGAUUUCACAAUAAAGUGUAAUUUAAAUGCUUA
Messenger RNA from Seriola aureovittata, 3513 nucleotides. RefSeq names its product cilia and flagella associated protein 299 (gene cfap299). The record is from RefSeq and is a predicted model, not a curated record. Bases 56 to 763 code for a protein of 235 amino acids. NCBI's taxonomy places the organism in Eukaryota, Metazoa, Chordata, Actinopteri, Carangiformes, Carangidae. The transcript has 6 exons.